AUGUUGUUGGAUGAUAUGGCUGAGAAGAAGGAAAUGUCUGAGGCGUUCACAUAUCACUAUGAAGUCAACGCUAGUAACCAGUUGGUUGCUCUCUUUUGGUGCGAUGGUUUGAUGAAAAUGAAUUACCAUAUGUUUGGUGAUAUUGUUGUGUUUGACUCUACAUAUAACACAAAUAGGCAAUUCUGGAUACCGACGUACUUCAGAGAUUUUCCACUUGGUUCGAUGAUUAGGACUACGUCCAUAUCUGAAUCGGAGAACAGCUUCUACAAAAAAAUUUUGAAGCCCCGAGCUAACAUUGCCGAAUUCUACUUGAAUCUCAACAAUGCCGUUGAAUUCCAGCGGAACUCUAGAACAAAGUUGGACUACCACGAUGCAAUUGUCCUGCCUAUAUUGGUCACUACCUUGCCAUUCGAGAAACAUGUUUCGACGCUGUACACCGAUAGUAUGUUCAAGAAAAUACAAAAAGAAAUUAUUGAGGGUAAUGACAGAUGCCGCGUGCUUGGUUUUUCAUCUACAGAUAUGGUUGACACCUACAAGCUUGGGGACAACAAUCACAAUUCGCAUUUUGUGAGACACGAUAAGACUGAUGACUCAUACUCGAACAAUGAAGUGAAAAAAAUUACUGAUAGAUACUGCCAAAGCAUAUGGAUGAAGACUCCGUUACCCAAUGCUAUACAUGGACAGUUUGAUUACGUCCUACCUACCACGUCCAUCGUUGACGAUAGGCAAACUGUUUCAAAUCAAGGGAUUUCGAUGUUCUAUGGUUUUCUUCGACGAUUUGUGACGGACAUUGAUGUGCUUCGUGCAUUUGUAGAUGGUGUGAAAGAACUUGGUAAUUCUCUUCAAACUGGAACUCCUACAACGUCCGCCUCGGAAAAGAGACGAUUGAUUGAAGAGUUUUAUGUGAUGGUAAGGCCUGAGGUAGUUGAGGUCCAUCCUCUGGAUAUUGUCAAGACCAAGGGCCAUGCUAUCAGCUCCGCGAGCCGUCUGAUUUACAAGAGAGAAAAGGUUAUUAAAGAGACUACUAGACCUCUUAGACGGUGUAAGGCGUGCGAUGAGAUGGGCCAUCACGACUCUAGAAAUUGUCCAAUGCUUAAAGAGAUGGCAGCGGAGAAAGAGCUGCGUAAGGGCAAGAGGAAAUAUUGA
This is a messenger RNA of Salvia splendens (bonfire salvia), 1146 nucleotides long. RefSeq lists its product as uncharacterized. The record is from RefSeq and is a predicted model, not a curated record. NCBI's taxonomy places the organism in Eukaryota, Viridiplantae, Streptophyta, Magnoliopsida, Lamiales, Lamiaceae. Bases 1 to 1146 code for a protein of 381 amino acids. The transcript is spliced from 3 exons.